Molecule: messenger RNA, 1427 nt
Organism: Bactrocera dorsalis (oriental fruit fly)
Lineage: Eukaryota; Metazoa; Arthropoda; Insecta; Diptera; Tephritidae
Product: odorant receptor 63a-like
Exons: 10
Coding region: 81-1328 (415 amino acids)
Biological process (GO): sensory perception of smell; detection of chemical stimulus involved in sensory perception of smell
Cellular component (GO): plasma membrane
Molecular function (GO): olfactory receptor activity; odorant binding
Source: RefSeq, a predicted model, not a curated record
AAUUUCUUUCAACAGUUAAGAUAAAGUGUUGAACUUAAGUGCGUCUUAUACAAAGUUUAAGUAAAAACAAUUUACAAACUAUGUACAGCAUAAGUGAAAUGAAGGAGUUGAGAACUCGCAAUCAUUGGCGAAUAAGAGAAUUGAAGAGAAUUUCAUAUAUAAUCGGUAUUAAUCUGAAUGCUCAAACGAAGUGCAAAAGAUGGUGGCGAAUCAUCAAUAUUCUGUUCAUAAUUGCAAGUUGUAUUGCUCUAUAUCCGCAUUGGUUAAUGAUAAAACAAGCAGAAGGUGAUAUUCCAUUGAUAGCUGAGACUUCUACCACAGCGCUGCAAACGACGACCGGCCUAAUAAAAAUGGCUUACAUGUUGUUCACUCAGCAUCGAUUUCAUAAACUGCUUCGGAAAGCUGAGACACAUGAACUGCUGCAGGGAAUCGAAAUCUUUCAAACAGAUAUGCCAAUCAAAACCUCUCUGAAGAAGGAGAUUAACUCAAUUAUGGAAAUCAAUUGGAAACAGGCGAGAGGACAGCUUCUGUUCACUUUGGGAACCUGCGUCUGCAUUAUGUCUAACUAUUUCUUCUAUGCAUUCUUCAAAAACUUAUAUAAUCAUUUGAAAGGCACACCAAAUUAUGUGUAUAUUCUGCCUUUCACUGGCUAUCCGAUGUUUCUGCACAAAGAAAUGGCCUCUCCGUAUUAUGCAAUGGACAUGUUUUUCGGUGCUUGCUCGCUUCUGGUCGCCGGCAUGAGUGCUAUUAGCUUCCAGGGUUGCUUUUUGGUGCUUUGUAAGCAUUCCUGUGGACUGGUCCAGGUGUUAUGUCUACUGUUGAAGAGAUCCACCUCAACUCUGGUUCCAAAACCGCAACGUGUGGAAUAUUUGCGCUACUGCAUAGUACAACAUCAACGCACUCUUGAGUUUAUCAGUGAGGUCAAUGAGCUUUUCAGACAUAUUUGUCUUUCCCAAUUUCUUCAUAGUCUGGCAAUUUACGGCUUUGUACUCUUCGAGAUGAACUUCGGCUUGGAAUCAAAUAAAAUCACUUUUAUUCGCAUGUUAAUGUAUUUGUGCGCCGCUACAACAGGUGAUUGCAUGCACUACGUCAACGGACAGUUCCUUGCCAACGAGCUGGAAAAGGUUCCGUUAGCUUGUUAUAACUGUGAGUGGUACCACGAAACAGAUGCCUUUAAGAAGACAUUGAGAAUGAUCAUUAUGCGCUCAAAUAAAAAAUUCUGUUUCCAAAUAUCUUGGUUCACAGUAAUGUCCUUGGCUACAUUGAUGGGUAUAUUCAAAGCGAGUGGGUCAUAUUUUGUACUACUUCGAGAUAUUGAUGAAACUUGAAACGGUUUUAUACAAAAUACAAGUUUUAUGCUUUAUAUUUUUAACCACUGUGUUUGCUUAAGUAAUAAUAAAAGUCUUGCACAUUCUGACAAAAAAGCA